This is a messenger RNA of Corticium candelabrum, 718 nucleotides long. RefSeq lists its product as uncharacterized. The record is from RefSeq and is a predicted model, not a curated record. Bases 74 to 565 code for a protein of 163 amino acids. The transcript is spliced from 5 exons. Lineage: Eukaryota; Metazoa; Porifera; Homoscleromorpha; Homosclerophorida; Plakinidae.
AGACUAAAAAGGCAAGAAAUCCAAGUUGUCUAGAGCAGAACUUGCAAAGGAGGAAGAUGAAGACAUUCAGUUUAUGAAGCGUCUACAGAAUAACUCUAAUGAUUUGGACAACAAACCUUGUUGCAGCUACACAACAGAGAAUUUGGCCACUGAGGUAUGUAAUAUAUAUAAUAGUUUCAUAUUUGGCUAUUACUUGUACUCUCAUUCUCAUUGCCAGACUACACCUCUUGACCACAAUUUAACGAGUUCUGCUAUCAGAGAUGAUCUUUGGCCAUUGUGGGCUGAAUUACAAGACCAGAAAUCGACUUUGACAAAGCUUACUGAAAAAGUCACGGAGAUCCACAGGCUUCCGUUUGAUAGAAAGCAGGAAAAGCACUCUUUAUAUGACAGUCCAGCUGUACAGACACAACAACAGAGACAACAGCCACCGCCUCCACUUUUGCAGCAGCAGCAGCAGCAGCAUCCGCGUGAAAUGGUCACCACUACUGAGCCGUUGUCUGGUGGUGCAUGCUAUUCUAUUGCUGAUGCUUCUGGAGAACGUAUGUGCAUUGUAGAAAAUUUGUAAUACUGAAUAGAUGGUUAGUUUUGGGUAUACUUUCUAGUAAUAACAAAAGUACAUACUCAAAUAUCUAAUACUUGACAGACACCUAGUAUAGUAAAAUUGAGUUCUUACUGGAAAGUACUAGGUACUUGGCUAAAUUUUUAGUUAUCUACAGGA